Osmia bicornis bicornis is the source of this 1217-nucleotide messenger RNA. It is a transcript of the gene Sbds, whose product is annotated as ribosome maturation protein SBDS. Gene Ontology annotation, biological process: ribosome biogenesis; cytosolic ribosome assembly. The record is from RefSeq and is a predicted model, not a curated record. The coding region runs from base 192 to 950 and encodes 252 amino acids. NCBI's taxonomy places the organism in Eukaryota, Metazoa, Arthropoda, Insecta, Hymenoptera, Megachilidae. The transcript is spliced from 2 exons.
AUUCGAUUACGAAUCGAGAGCAUCGAGAGUUUGGAAUCGUUUUGCAUAAAUUCGCAACACUUCCGGCUUGUAGAAAUACUAAAAUAAUAAGGGUUUUCCUAAUUUUCCUAAGGUUGCGUAAAAUAUCAUUUACAAAGCGUGCAUGAUAUUUUUUGAAAUAAAGAUCAGUGUUAUAUUCACGUGGACUAAAAAUGUCGAAAAUUUUUACUCCAACUAAUCAAAUAAGGUUAACUAAUGUUGCCGUAGUUCGUAUGAAAAAAACAGGAAAACGAUUUGAGAUUGCUUGUUAUAGGAACAAGGUUAUUUCAUGGAGGAAUAAAUUAGAAAAAGAUAUUGAUGAAGUUUUACAGACCCACACAGUAUUUAUAAAUGUUUCAAAAGGUCAGGUAGCAAAGAAAGAAGAUCUUAUAAAGGCUUUUGGUACAGAUAACCAGACAGAAAUUUGUAAAGAAAUUCUUACAAAGGGAGAACUUCAAGUUUCUGACAAAGAAAGGCAUUCAGCUUUAGAUUCCAUGUUUAAAGAUAUUGCAACAACUGUUGCCGACAAAUGCGUUAAUCCAGAAACUAAACGUCCAUAUCCAGUAACUAUGAUAGAGAAAGCUAUGAAAGAUGUGCAUUAUUCUGUAAAACCAAAUCGAAGCGCAAAACAACAAGCUCUAGAUGUGAUUCCACAAUUAAAAGCUGUAAUGCCUCUAGAGAGAGCUCAAAUGAGGCUGAGGGUUUUGGUUUCAGGCAAGGAGGCCAGAAAGUUAAGACAAAAAAUAACACAUUUGAUAACAAAAGUAGAAACAGAAGAAUGGGAUAAUGGAACUUUAGACUUAGUUUGUUUAAUCGAUCCUGGUCAUUACAGAGAAAUAAAUGAACUGGUUAGUUCCGAAACUAAAGGUUCCGGAUUAUUGGAAUUACUUAACUUAAAAGAAAUUGUCGAAGGGGACGAAAUUUUAGAAUGAAUAAUGAAUGUUCCUCCCGUUCAUAAUUUGUUGAUCCCUCGGUACAAUUAAAUGCAGCAUUAACUUUUAUAAGUUUUAUUGCUAUACAUUUAUUUACAUAAUAAUUUUUCAUUCAUGAAUAUUUUUCUAUCAUACAUAGGCAUAAAUGCAGUACAAAAUGUUAAAUUUCUAUUCAAUAAAUUAUUAUCCUGUGCAUAAACAGCAUAACUGUAAAUCAUUUAUAAAACAUCUUUAGAUGUGUCAUUAAUAAAUCAGCGAAUGUAGAAA